Messenger RNA from Poecilia latipinna (sailfin molly), 2559 nucleotides. RefSeq names its product lysine (K)-specific demethylase 2Ba (gene kdm2ba). The transcript is spliced from 11 exons. NCBI's taxonomy places the organism in Eukaryota, Metazoa, Chordata, Actinopteri, Cyprinodontiformes, Poeciliidae. Gene Ontology annotation, molecular function: DNA binding; zinc ion binding; protein binding. The record is from RefSeq and is a predicted model, not a curated record. The coding region runs from base 104 to 2494 and encodes 796 amino acids.
CUGGGCCGUGUUGCUGUGUGGGAGGGGGGACGAUCUGAGCUGUGAGCUCGUUCAGCCAUGUUAGUUUCCUUCUGCUGUUCACAAACGAUGAGAGAGGAGAGUCAUGGCCUUGUCAAUGAGCGGAGACGAUGAAGAAUAUGAGUCAGAGUCCGAGCAGCAGCGAGCAGUCAACCGUCCGAAGCCAAAGAUGGGGUCGACGUCGGCCGUCAAGCUGCCGUCCAACCGGAGCGCGUCGGGAGCCAGGCGCAGGAGAACGCGCUGCCGGAAGUGCGAGGCGUGUCUCCGCACUGAAUGCGGAGAGUGCCACUUCUGCAAGGACAUGAAGAAGUUUGGGGGUCCGGGGCGCAUGAAGCAGUCCUGCAUCAUGAGGCAGUGCAUCGCGCCCGUCCUGCCCCACACGGCCGUGUGCGUGGUGUGUAAAGAGGCGGGGAAGGAGGACACGCUGGAGGACGAAGAGGAAAAGUUCAACUUCAUGCUAAUGGAGUGCUCCAUCUGCAACGAGAUCGUCCACCCCAACUGCCUCAAGGUGAGCGACGCCUCAGGUGUGGUGAACGACGAGCUGCCUAACUGCUGGGAAUGUCCCAAAUGCAACCACGCAGGCAAAAGUGGAAAAGUAUUGAAGCAAAAAAGGGGCCCCGGGUUCAAGUACGCCUCCAACCUCCCCGGCUCUUUGCUGAGGGAACAGAAGCCCGCGAAGGAGGAGGGGGACCUUUCCUCUGCGACCAAGAGGAAGCCGGACAGAGACGAGACGCCGAGAUACAGGACCGAGGAGGCUCUCCAUCGGCAGCCGCCGCUGCUGUCCCCCAGCGGCCUGCCGAGGCCCAGACCCGAGGACAAACUGAGGAAGAAGAGGAAGCUUUUCGAUGACGACGAUGAAGAGGACCUCAACGUGAGGAAGAAGUUUGCCACAAACUAUGUAGGCGACAUAAGCAAACAUGUGGAAGAAAGUCGUCUGGACAAGUCAGACGACUCGUACAUUUCUAAACUUCUCCCCCAAAUCAAGACGGAAAAGGAGGAGGAAGAUGAUGAUGACGAGGAAGGCGGAAGGGAGCAUUCUUUCCGCAGCGGCGUGGACAGGAAAGGCCGCUUCGGAGAGGCUGAAGAGGAAGGGGACUACAGGGACUCCAGAAACGACUCGUUGAAUUCUUCCAUCAAAACCCCACUUGGAGACAGUGACCACUCUCUCUGCAGCUCUCCGCAGGCCGGCCCCAGCAGCGAGGGCGGCAGCGAGACGCAGGAAAGGGGGCCCCGUCCGAAGGCUCGCCGUAAGCGGCGUCUGCCCAACAGGGAGCUGAGCCGAGAACUGAGCAAAGCACUGAACCAGGAAAUCCAGAAGACCGAGGACUGCCUGGCCAACGAGAACAGGCAGCCGCUCAAGGUGGAGCCGGAGACGGAGAACGAGGAGCCAAAGAAGCUGUUCCGCAACGGUAACGAACUCGGCGACCAGAGGUCCCACCUCAAGACCAAAGAGAUGAACGGGAACACCUGGGAUUUGCGCCACUUUUACCCAAGUCAGAUCACUCCCCUGGGCUUCAACCGGAGCACGCCGACUACGCGGCCGGUGCCGCCGCGCUCCCCGCCCAAGUGCGUCCAAAUGGAAAGGCACGUAAUCCGGCCGCCUCCGAUCAGCCCGCCUCCCGACAGACUGCCCCUGAAAGAUGGGAAAGCACACAUCCUCCAGCGCGAAGUCUGGAUGAAGAUAUUCGGCUAUCUGUCGCACCAGGAGUUGUGUGUCUGCAUGAGAAUCUGCAAGACUUGGAACCGAUGGUGUUGUGACAAGAGACUUUGGACAAACAUCGAUUUAAACCGCUGCACCUCCAUCACGCCGCUCAUGCUCAGCGGGAUAAUCCGCAGACAGCCGGUCUCCUUGGACCUCAGCUGGACGAACAUUUCCAAAAAGCAGUUGAGCUGGCUCAUUAAUAGAUUACCAGGUCUGCGAGUGUUAAAGCUGUCAGGUUGUUCCUGGGCUGCCGUCUCUGCACUCUGCACGUCCAGCUGCCCCCUGCUACGCACUCUGGAUGUCCAGUGGGUGGAGGGACUCAAAGACGCACAGAUGAGGGAUCUCCUUUCACCGCCCACAGACAACAGACCAGGUCAGCUGGAUAAUCGCUGCAAGCUGCGGAACGUGGAGGACCUGCGGCUGGCAGGGCUGGACAUCACCGACACGUCUUUGCGUCUCAUCAGUCGACAGAUGCCUCUGCUCUCCAGGCUAGACCUGAGUUACUGCAACCACAUCAACGACCAGUCUGUGAACCUGCUCACUGCAGCAGGAACUACAACCAGAGACUCACUCACAGAAAUCAACCUAUCAGUUUGUAACAGAGUCACCGAUCAUUCAUUGAACUAUUUCAAGCGCUGCGGCAGCAUCUGUCAGAUCGACCUUCGCUUCUGUAAGCAGGUGACCAAGACGGCCUGUGAGCACUUCAUUGCAGAGAUGUCUGUGAGCGUCCCGUUCAGACUGAAAGAGGACAAGUUGCUGCAGAAGAUAAGCUAGUUUCCAUCGGGACGGGAAAAAAAAAAAAAAAAAUCCAAUGUUUUAAGACUGUUUUUGCACUUAAA